CAGAUGUUUGAUUCACAGCUGAUAAGAAUUAUCUUCAGGUACCCAUCCUUGAGGUCUGAUUACAGAAUUGACCCUAGCCCACCCACACACCUAAAAUUUAUUUAAGAGACCAACCUAAACUCUUCCUGGCUUUUAGGAAGAAGACUGGUAUGGGGAAAUGUAUUCCUUGCUAGUUCUUCCAGGCCAUGGCGCUUCUCAGCGACUUUUUCCUUUGGUUUUUCUGCUUUUCCUGGCUGUGUUUUCCUAUUAGUCUUUGUUCUCGGGCUUCUACAGAAGUUCAGAUUGCAGCGGGUGCUGAAUGGGAAGCUAAGGCUGAACCUUGGUCCUUGGUGCAGCCUCUAGAUGAAAAAGACAGAUUGGGCUUCCUUCCUCCUCUCUUCAAGGUUCUGUAUAAUGGGCAAGGUGACGCCCCUAGGCUGCAGCCAGACUCCAGAGCUUUGCGUUACAUGAAGAGACUUUAUAAGUCCUUUGCUACCAAGGAGGGGAUCCCUAAAUCCAACAGAAGUCCUCUCUACAACACUGUUCGGCUCUUCACAUCUUAUGCCCAGCACAAGCAGGCUCCUGGGGACCAGGUGACAGGAACCGUACCAUCCGUGGACCUGCUAUUUCACCUGGAUCGUGUUACUGCCGUUGAACACUUCAUCAAGUCAGUCUUGCUAUUUACUUUCAGCAACCCCAUUUCUUUUUCUUCUGCUGUGAAAUGUGUGUGCAACCUGGUGAUGAAGGAGCCCGAGGCUUCUCGCGGGAACCUCCAUAGAACUCCAUCCUCAUUGACCUUUGACUCCCAGUUUGAAUUUAGAAAGAAAUACAGAUGGAUUGAGGUGGAUGUGACGGCUCCUCUUCAGCCUCUAGUGGCCUCCAACCAAAGAAACAUUCACAUGUCUGUAAAUUUGACCUGUGUGAAAGCCCAGCUGCAGCCCCCUUCAGCACGUGACAGUCCCUUUAACGUGACUCUUCUGGUGCCCCCCUCACUGCUUUUAUAUCUGAACGACACGAGUGCCCAGGCUCAUCACAGGUGGUAUUCCCUUCACUAUAAAAGGAGGCCUUCCCAAGGUGCUGGCCAGAAGAGAGGGCUGUCUGCCUGUCCCCAGGGAGAAGAGUCAGCUGAGGCUGUACGACCUUCCCGUCAUCGGAGAGGUCAGGAGACUAUCGGCUUGGAACCUCAGAAGCCUCUGGUUCCAGCUUCUUUCAAUCUGAGCGAAUACUUCAAACAGUUUCUUUUUCCCCAAAACGAGUGUGAGCUCCAUGACUUUAGACUUAGUUUUAGUCAGCUGAAGUGGGACAGCUGGAUCGUGGCCCCGCACAGAUACAACCCUCGAUACUGUAAAGGGGACUGUCCAAGGGCACUUGGACAUCGGUAUGGCUCGCCAGUUCACACCAUGGUGCAGAAUAUCAUCCAUGAGAAGCUCGACUCCUCAGUGCCAAGACCCUCCUGUGUGCCUGCCAAAUACAGUCCUCUCAGUGUUCUGACCAUUGAGCCAGAUGGCUCAAUCGCUUACAAAGAAUAUGAAGAUAUGAUAGCCACUAAGUGCACCUGUCGUUGAUACUGGGUUCUCUAAACUAAAACCUGGAGCCUCUUCGGCAAAGAAAUGCCGUGCACCUCUCUGUGCCUUCAGGAGAAAGUUCCACGUGUCAAAUCUCAGUGUAGUAUGUCUUGUAUAAGGGGGAGCCUGUGUAGAUGAGCACAUUCUGUGGCAUCUAUCCGUGGAAAGUGGUAACAUCUUCCUGUUUAAUUUCCGGGUGUAAAUGAACUGUAAUUAUUUUGGAGGACCCUAAAUUUCUUUCCCAUGAAUGAUUUUUUUUUUCUUGACAUUGGUAUCAGAGUGCAGUAGUUGUAGUUAAUGGAAGAAUAAACC
Messenger RNA from Lynx canadensis (Canada lynx), 1856 nucleotides. RefSeq names its product growth differentiation factor 9 (gene GDF9). Gene Ontology annotation, biological process: SMAD protein signal transduction; BMP signaling pathway. NCBI's taxonomy places the organism in Eukaryota, Metazoa, Chordata, Mammalia, Carnivora, Felidae. The record is from RefSeq and is a predicted model, not a curated record. The transcript is spliced from 2 exons. Gene Ontology annotation, cellular component: extracellular region. Gene Ontology annotation, molecular function: cytokine activity; growth factor activity. The coding region runs from base 186 to 1544 and encodes 452 amino acids.